Molecule: messenger RNA, 3192 nt
Organism: Gavia stellata (red-throated loon)
Lineage: Eukaryota; Metazoa; Chordata; Aves; Gaviiformes; Gaviidae
Gene: POMGNT1
Product: protein O-linked mannose N-acetylglucosaminyltransferase 1 (beta 1,2-)
Exons: 22
Coding region: 111-2096 (661 amino acids)
Biological process (GO): protein O-linked glycosylation via N-acetylgalactosamine
Cellular component (GO): Golgi membrane
Molecular function (GO): beta-1,3-galactosyl-O-glycosyl-glycoprotein beta-1,3-N-acetylglucosaminyltransferase activity
Source: RefSeq, a predicted model, not a curated record
CUCAGCCUCGCCGCAGCCUCGCUGCGUGGACCGGAGCCCCGAUGGACAUGAAAGCGGACCAGCACGCACCCUGACCCACACCCCAUACGGCUGCCCCUGUGCUAGCCCCAAUGACUAUGGACGAGUGGAAACCCAACCCCGCCAUCAAGCCCCACAAGAAGCGGAGCUGGUACCUUGCCUGGAAGUACAAGCUGAUGAACCAGCGCGCACUGCGGAAGCUGUGUCAGACAGGUGCUGUCCUCUUCCUGCUUGUGACUGUAAUUGUGAACAUCAAGUUGAUCUUGGACACCAGGAGAGCUGCUUAUGAGGAGGAAGAGGAGUCUGCACAGGACUACGAUGAUGAGAUGCUGAAUGUGGAGGUCCCUAGGCACCCUGUCAGCAACAAGAAGGUCUUGGAUGUUGAGGUGUACUCCAGCCGGUCGAAGGUCUACGUGGCUGUGGAUGGGACGACAGUCCUGGAAGAUGAGGCUCGGGAGCAGGGAAGAGGGAUCCAUGUCAUCGUCUUAAAUCAGGCUACGGGUCACGUGAUGGCCAAGAGGGUCUUUGACACCUAUUCUCCCCAUGAAGAUGAAGCCAUGGUACUUUUCCUCAACAUGGUUGCCCGGGGCCGGAUCCUGAUCUUUACCAUUAAGGAUGAAGGCUCCUUUCAUCUCAAGGACACAGCCAAGAAUGUCCUGAAAAGUCUGGGGAGCCAAGUUGCACCAUUCCUGAGCUGGAGAGACAUGUGGACAUUUGUGGGAAAGAAGGGAGGGGAAGUAUACGGGGAGAAGCAUGCCAAGUCGCCUGCCCUCUCAACAUGGGGUGACCCUGUGCUGCUGAAGACAGAAGUUCAUCUGACAUCUGUGGAAGAUGCUGAGUGCCAUUGGCCCGACACAGAGCUGAACCGCCGCCGGAAGAGGUUCUGCAGCAAAGUAGAAGGUUAUGGCAGUGUCUGCAGCUGCAAAGACCCCACACCCAUUGAGUUCAACCCUGAUCCUCUGAAGGACAAUAAAGUCUUCAAUGUUCCUGUAGCUGUUAUUGCAGGGAACCGCCCCAACUAUCUGUACAGGAUGCUGCGCUCCUUGCUGUCGGCUCAGGGCGUCAAUCCACAGAUGAUCACAGUCUUCAUCGAUGGGUACUACGAGGAGCCAAUGGAUGUCGUAGAGCUGUUUGGCCUCUCAGGAAUCCAGCACACUCCCAUCAGUAUUAAAAAUGCCAGAGUUUCCCAGCACUACAAAGCCAGUCUGACUGCAACAUUCAACCUGUUCCCGGAUGCUAAAUUUGCCGUGGUUCUGGAGGAAGACCUUGACAUUUCUGUUGACUUCUUCAGCUUUCUGAGCCAGUCAAUACACCUUUUGGAGGAGGAUGAGAGCCUGUACUGCAUCUCAGCUUGGAAUGACCAGGGCUAUGAGCACACAGCUGAGGACCCCUCGCUUCUGUACCGUGUGGAGACCAUGCCAGGCCUGGGCUGGGUGCUCCGGAAGAGCCUGUACAAGGACGAGCUGGAGCCAAAGUGGCCAACCCCUGAGAAGCUCUGGGACUGGGACAUGUGGAUGCGGAUGCCCGAGCAGCGGAAGGGCCGGGAGUGUAUCAUCCCUGACAUCUCACGCUCCUACCACUUUGGCAUCGUGGGGCUCAACAUGAACGGCUACUUCCACGAAGCCUAUUUCAAGAAGCACAAGUUCAACACAGUUCCGAAUGUCCAGCUUAAAAAUGUGGAGAGCUUGAGGAAGGAUGCUUACGAGACUGAAAUUCAUCGUCUCCUGGGUGAGGCUGAGGUCUUGGACCACAGCAAGAACCCCUGUGAGGACUCCUUUGUGCCUGACACUGAGGGCAAGGUCUAUGUCAUGUUCAUCAGGAUGGAGCAGGAAGCAGAUUUCACGACCUGGACGCAGCUUGCCAAGUGCCUCCACAUCUGGGACCUGGACGUCCGCGGGAACCACAAGGGGCUGUGGCGUCUCUUCCGCAAGAAGAACCACUUCCUCGUGGUGGGGGUCCCUGCCUCCCCCUACUCGUCCAAGAAGCCCUCAUCAGUGACACCAAUCUACAUGGAGCCCCCUGCCAAGGAGGAAGGGGCGGUGGCAGUCCCAGUGGUUGCUGCAGCAGAGCAGACAUGAGACUGGCAGCCAGAAAGCGAGGGGGACUGGGAGAAGACAGAGACCUCCACGGUGCAGAGAUGGAGUUGGCAGCAGCUCUUGGAGGCUGGUGACUGGACAUGGACUCCCAUUUCAGGCUGCAAAAUGAGACCUUGGGCUUCCUCCAGGCCCCUGUUGUGGUCUCCCUCUCCCUCGCACGGGACAGGGUCUUUCCCUGUAGAUAUGCCACCCCCCAUCCCAGGAACUUUUUUUUUUUAACACAGACUCUUUACUAAUGCUGUUCGUGUUGCUCCCUGGCUGGGCAAAGCUGGAGGAAGGAGAUGCUCAGCUGGGGGCUAGAGGAGGCCUCAAAAAAAACCUCUACUUCCCUUUUUGGCCCCUGAGUCCUGAGAAGGCAGCAUGCUCAUGUGCAAGUCCUGCAGCCUACCAGCUGGGUGUUAUUUGUUAACUCUUGCCUGGCUGGCUCUGUGCCCGGUGGUGAAUGCGAUGAUGAAGAAGGGAUCUUCCAGCAUCUCUUCUAUUUCCUGCACAAUGGAUGCACCUUGAAGACUGUAUGUUUGGUUGGACAUCUCCCUGCGCAUCAGCUUUGCUUCCUGGGCUGCAGACACUGAUGCAGCCCAGCUCAUAGGCAAAAGGGAAUACUGAAGAGGAGCUGAGCUUGCUGUGGAUGCAUAGGGGACACCCCAUACCCAGCACGAGGGCAAUCAGGUGCCCCUUUCCUUUCUCUGCAGUUCUGGGAGCUGGAGCUGACUAUAGAUGGAAGUGGACCAGGCUGUGUGCUGAGGCUCGGACUGUCCUCACCCACCUUCUCUGUGGGGAGCAGCCCUGCCCCCCCAGUGGUGGGAGAUGGGGUGAAAGUGCCUUGCAGAGUGAGAUGGGAGCAGCCAGCAGGCAUCCCCCCAGCUGGAGGGGCAGGAUGGACCAGGGUCCUCUGGAGCGAGAGAUGCUGAGCUCUGGCGUGGUCCUUGCCUGUGGUACUGUACCCUGUCUCUCCCUCCUCUCUGGCCAGGUACCCCCAGCUCUUGCUGAAGGCAGAGGGAGUUUGUUCUCCUGAAUCCCCACCCUUACUGUGGUACGUUAACUAGCAGGGAAUCUGAGCUGAGCUGGGAUGGGCAGC